GCAACCAACACUAUCAUCAAAAUGUACGAGCAGGCAUACGGUUCAAGAACUGGAUUACAAUAAUAGAACAUAGCAAUUGAUGUGUUUUUGAGCUUAUCGUGACUCCAGUUAAGGCUUGCAUCCGCUAUACAACGAUUGCACGGGGAAGGCAAAAGCUUACUCGAAACGGAUUACUGAGCAAGAGCCUGACUAUGCACGAUUUACCGAUGCUGACAAAAGAUUAAUUGCAGAACAUAUAGUUUACCUGUAAGAUUGCAUCUAACAUAGUGAAAAACGCGGACAAUGACGGGACGGCAGUCGAAUGGCCCGGGUGGUAGUGCAUCCGUUGGCAAACGGAGGGGCCGUCCGCCAAAAACAGCCACAUUGGAACGGGCGAAGAAGUUCCAGUAUCAUCUGGUGAAGAAGCCCAAAUAUUUGUGCAAGGAUACGCAAGAUGGCAGUACACCGUCGGCUUCACGCGCCUCAUCUCCACAUGGCAGUGAGGAGAGCCGCCCCUCCACCUCUCGGAGGACACCGGCAGCGAAAAGUACGAGAGGCAGAAAAUCGACCACCCGUGGACGUCCAAGCGGCCGUGGACGUGGGGGACAUAAUAAUUCUUCCGCCCGAAAAGCUUACUCGUACCACGAUUCGGAAUAUCAUUACGGUUCCGACUUUGGAGAUGAUAGCGACAAAAGCGAUCUCGAUGAUGAUUACCUGCGUUCCCCCAGUGAUUCUGACGAAAGUCUCGGACAUGAAUCUGAAAGUGACUUCUCGAUGACCAGCUCGAGCGGAGGGCCCGGUAUCAACGGGGCAAUUUAUCUGAAGGAUCCGAGUCCGGAUCCCGUGUGGCUGCAAGAGCGUGAAGUGCCACCGCUUGAAUUGCCGGAAUCGUCGAAGGAUCUGCUAGUGCCUACGGACAUUGUGCUCAAGUGCACGUCCAUCUAUGAAAUCAUCCGACGGUUCCGUCACCAGGUCCGCCUGUCGCCGUUUCGCUUCGAGGAUUUUUGUGCCGCCAUCUGGAGCGAAGAGCAGAGCGCUCUGCUAACGGAGCUGCAUAUCAUGCUGCUGAAGGGCAUCCUGCGCGAGGAAGAUUCACAGCAAACACAUUUCGGGCCGCUCGAUCAGAAGGACAGUGUGAACAUUGCACUGUACCUGUUGGACUGUAUUACCUGGCCGGAGGUGUUGAGAAGCUACAUCGAAAGCGAUCCCAGCUUGGAUCAGAGUGUGUUAAAGAUUCUGGCCACUACCGAGUAUCCGUACGUUCCGGCCGACGAUCGUCUGUACGUGCUGCAGUUUUUGACGGAUCAAUUUUUGGUAACGACCCAAGUGCGGGACGACGUGAUGCAAGAAGCCAUUCGGUACGAUGACCACUGUCGUGUUUGCCAUCGAGUGGGCGAAUUGUUGUGCUGUGAAACAUGUCCGGCCGUUUUCCAUCUGGAAUGUGUUGAACCACCGUUGAUAGAUGUACCGAAAGGGGACUGGCAGUGUAAUUUGUGCAAAUCGCACAAAGUGUCCGGCGUAAUCGAUUGCAUCUCGACGCAGGAAAAGCAGGGUAUGCUGUCGCGGCAGGAAAUGCUCGGAUUCGAUCGCCACGGGCGAAAGUAUUGGUUUGUGGUUCGUAGGAUUUUCGUGGAAAAUGAGGACUCAUCACAGGUAUGGUACUACAGUACGGUGAAGCAGUUCGAGCUGUUGCUCUCGAAAUUUGAUCCCGACGAGCUCGAGGCGGAACUGUACCAGGAGCUAGACCAAAAGUAUCGGGAUGAUAUCGUACGGCAGAUGACGCUUACCGAAACACUAACAAAUCAGCACAAGGGAGGAAAGAAAUCGUACUUCGAGGUUGACAAUCAGCGCGUCGAAAAACUGAUGGGACCGUCCGACAUGGAUGAGCACGGCAAGGAUAGCACUAAUGCGGCCGAUAUGGAUGGAGAAGAAGAUACCAAGGAGGGAGUGACAGGAACGGCUGCAGAGAACGGUGCUGGCGGACAGGCCAAGGACAAAGAAUCGUCCGAUGAAACGACGAUAAAGGAAGAGGAUGGCGCACAACAGUUGAAUGGUGGUGGGGGCAGCAAACAUGUGACCCGAUCGAAAACAGGAUCACUAACACCGCGCACUUUUAAUUUGGAUGAACUGAAGAAGAAAAAUCCAAAAGAAGAGCCUGCCAAUGCGGCUAGCUGUUCUUCCUCUGCAAGCACCGCUACGACGGACGGCAUCGAUCGAUUGACCCGCCAGAAAGUAACACAACUGUCGAACGGUACGCUCUACUUCAAGCUUGGCAUGGAGAAUGGGCACAAAAACUACGUCAACCAAUAUGCUGUACAUCCGAUUGCAUUGAACAAACCGCAGCGCAACGAGGAACGCGACAAGAAGAGACACCUUUCGCACAAAUUCUCACUCACGCCGGUGUCGGAGUUUAAAUGGCUAGGCGGUGGAUUGUAUGCCACUCAGCAGCAAAUCAUUACAACCAUUCGUCAAACGUUGCUCGCACUGGAGCAAGCGAUCGUGACGGCGUUCAUGCAUCAUAACUGGAACCGCUUGCGGAAGCUGUGGAUCAAUGCGAUCGGUGUGUGCACCAGCCCAAAUGAGUUUGCACGGGUGAUGUGUAUGUUCCAGACCUGUCUGCGCGGUGUGGUGUUUGCUAGCGUAUGGCACGAACAGCUAGGCCACACCAAAAUGUACAGGAUUACACUGGCCGAGCGGGAGGAAAAGAAGAAGCUAGAAAAGCGCGAAAAACGUGAACGCGACGACGAGGAAGAACGGAACAGAACAGCGAUAAAUUUCGUAAAGUAUUCACUCGGUCUGAAACACCAGGUCUGGAAGCAAAAGGGCGAAGAAUACCGCAUCCACGGACAGUGGGAUUGGGUCUGGAUGGGAAACGGGCGCCGAAGGAAGAUGGUCCCCGGGCGAACGACAAACGAAGCGGCUCACGUGGUACUUCCGGUGAUAACGCCUGAAACGCAGGAGAGAAAGGUGCAAAAGUUGGAUUGGCGAUCUUACGAAGCCUUCCUUAAUUGCCACCCGGACACCUCCGGCACCUUGUUGUUCCGGUCGGAUGAGACACCGGCUGCUGUAGAUUUCUUAACCGACAUAGACUCGUUGAACGAAAAGCUGCUGCAGAAGAUAUAUCAAAUCGAAACGUUCGAGGUCCCGCAACAGUUCUGCACAGAAAUUGAUGUUUCACGUGCUCUUUCCACACCGCAAGGGCGCAUACUAUAUCCAAAGGUGGGUCGAAAGUGUCCACUCCUGGAAGGGUUGCUGCAGCGCCGCAUCAACUUGCGCGAUGCGGAAGAGCAGCGCAUUAAGUUGGCCAAAGAGCGCCAGGAUGAGGGUUUGGGCGAACAACCGGCUGUGGUGUCGAAGACGGACGCAGCACCCAGCAAUACGACCGUCAUAACGGUGCGUGUGCUUCCACCCAGUGAGUGCAUCGAGAAGCAGUUGCAGCGCAUCAUCAACAGCCGUGGAACCGCGGGGCAAGUUAGUGCGGUUCCCAUAAAACCGCACAUUACCGCUUAUCAGCAGCAUCUCCGCAACCGGCAAUAUCGGGAAAAGUUACAGGCCUUGGUCAGUCAGACGCAAGUGUUGCGUGUGAAGUAUCAUUACGCGAAUCAGAUGUCAGCACAUAACCGGUGCUACUCGGUUUCUUGCACCAGUACCACCAGCUCGUCAUGUUACACUCCAUUGUGUCGCGAGAAGGUAGCGUUAAAGGCGAAGCUAUUCGCUCUGCUUAAGCAAAUGCAGGUGCUGGAAAUUCAGCACAACAGCACCGUACAAUCUGCGGCUACGGCUGGUGGUGCGGCCGCAACCCCUUCAAAGUCCAUCCUAGAGCAGAAGUUGACAGAGGCGAAAAAGGAGAGCUUUGAAAAUUUGCUUACAAACUUCUCUGUGAAUGUUUUCAAAUUGUUGAAUGAUGAUUUGGAGCGAUCAAAACGUACGCUUGUGGAUUAUGACGAAGAGCUGCUGGCCAAACUAACGGUGAGCGUGUCACCAAAGCAGGAAAGUGGUGAAAAUCAUGAAGAAGGUGUAACGGUGAAAGAGGAACCCGAUAUGUCUGCUGGAGGAGCCCCCGUAAUGGAUUGUAGCGAUGUAGUAAAGGAGGAAGUUGUAUGCAGCAGCGAAGAGAACGCAAUCGAUAGUACUGCUGCGAUGUUGGACGUAACCACGACAGCGUUAAUCGAAGACGCAAAACCGAUGGAUGUGGAAGAUGGUGCACCGUUGAACGAGAAUUCUAAUUCCAAUUCGCUAUCUUCGGAUGUUUCCAACGGAGAUGGAACUCGCGUUACUCGCGGCCGCGGAAGAUCAUCGCGGUUAGCAACUAAGCUCAACGAAGAAGCAGCUGCCGGCAAUGUGGCGAAGGAACAUCCCAGCCCGAUUACACCUUCCAAGCCAAAGGAAGAAGAAAUGCCAGAGAAAAAACUGGAAUUUAUGAUUCCUAUGCGACCGAAUCGUCGUUUUGCGCUACCGUCACGCAGUGCGAAAAAAGACGAAGCGGAAAUAAAGGAAGAAGCUCCGGACGGAAGUGUGCGCGUUUAUUCGGUGAGCAAUACGAAGGGAAAAAUUUAUCUCAAGAAAACGCUUCCACCGGUGGUGAAACCAAACAGCUCAGGUGCGGCCGGUGAAGGAGGAAAGCCUAAAAACGAAAUCAGAAUCCUGGGCAACGGUAAACCGCGCUAUCCGGUGGUCAAUUAUUUCCGCACGAAGAAGGCAGGCGUGUCGUCCAUAAUGGUACUGCCGCGUGGCGAACUGUUGAAGUUAGCCAAACACGGUGGACGUUUGCAAGUGACGGGUUUUCAUCAUUUGGCAAAGGCAAACACGUCCGUCUGGCCUUAUCCCUGCUCACGCCCACUGUUUAAAACAUGCUGGCAGUAUCGGAGCGUUAACCUUUCAUCGCUGGCAGCAGUAGGACUUCAGUUGCGCAUUCUCUGGACUUGCCUGCGAUGGGAUGACAUGGCCAUGAAGCCGGUGACGGCGGACGGUAAACAACAGGUGACGACAGAAUCGGAAAUCAUGUCACUGGAAUUACUUCGCCACCGGCACGUUGGAAUGUUUAACGAGCGGUUACAGUAUCUGCGCCGGAAAGUGGUCAUUCCGUUGGAGCUGCCGAAAACUGUUAGAGCAGAAGUGCAAUCCAUUCGUUCGGGACUGCGUAAAAGGAAACGGGCCGAAUCGCCACAGCAAACAGAACCGCAAGUGUCAGAAGAAUGGAUCGACGAAGACAAGCUGGAACUGUGGGAGAUUAAGCUGUACGGUGAAAAGCAGGAAAAGUUGGUAGCGGCCUCUGCACAACCGGUGACGCGGAACAGUACUGGCAAGUUGCCGUUGGGUAAUCGUUUGAACGAUUCUUCCACGACAGCUUCACCUGGUGCUGGUGGUACGAUGGUCAAUAAAUCAUCUUCCGCCGUAACCAACAAAGUAUCGCGCGAUGAAAUCAAUGAAAAGAUGGAACAGCAAUUACGCAUACAGCGGGCAGCACAUAAUCAAAAGCGAGCUUUAGAAUUGAAGCAAGAAGGUGGUGUAACUCCAAAGGGAGCCGGUAUAGUUCAACGGAAGAUUUUAGUUAAAAAUCCGGACGGUACGACAAAAAUCAUCCAGCAGAGUGUUGCGACAAACGCAUCUGGUAGUCAGCAAACACCAGGAACACCUAAACCGGACGGUCCACAAAAGGUACAAAUCAUUCGAGGGCCAGAUGGUAAAGUAAGCGUGCGUGGUUUGAACCCAGGUCAACAGCUGAUUCAAACUCCGGAUGGCAAACUGCACGUGCUGAGCAGUAAUCCCAACUCACCCAAGCAAAUGAUUACGAAGAUUGGUCAGAAGAUUGUAAAGGUUGGUCAACCGGGGACGCCCAAUUCCUCAGCCGGCGCCACAUCGACGGUUACAAGCGGUGAUGCCGGUACACCAUCCGCGCCUACCCAACACAUUCUAAACAAGGGAGUGUUGAUGCGCAGUGUAUCAUCGACACCAACGGGUGCUGCAUCGCCACAGCCGGUCAAACAGGUGGUACAGCGUCAACUGUUGCAAAAGGUACAAACCUCAAACGCACCGGCAACCGUGCAAAAUGUGCAGCAGAUCGUGUCGUCCUCCACGCCCCAAAAAAUAGUGAUCAACAACCAGAGCACGCUGCAAAAAGUCAUCACCAGCAGUGGCCAUCAACUGUUGGCCACUACGACGCCAGUGCAGAAAGUGGUGACGCAAUCGAAUUUGCAGCAGUUGCUGCAAGGCACACAGCAUCAGGGCGGUCAGAAGGUGAUCGUCGAACCGACGGCAGCAGCUGCAGCAGCUGCUGCUGCGGCAGCCGCAUCGAGCACCGCUCAAUCACCAAUGCCCACGCAAAAAGUGUUACUGGCUACAACGCCCGGUCAACCGACGGUUACCAAACAAAUAUUGAUACAAAACACGGCCGGUGUUGGUGGCACACCACAGCAAAUCAUCAUCAACCACGGUGGUCAGAAAAUGGUUCAGCAAAUAGUUGCAUCGCCCGGGCAGCAGAUAAUGAUCGGCGGUCAACGGAUUAUUCUAAACAGUGGUCAGAAGCUUGUGAACAACACUCCGCUGCAGAUUCAAACGCAGCCGACCGUCGUUUCGGUGGCUGGUGGUGCACAGUUGACGACGACAGGGACGAUGCAACAGAUUCAGAAAGUACAACAAAUCAUGACGGCAGCACAACCGGCUGUUGCCACCACUACCUUACAACCACAGCAGCAACAGCAGCAGCCAACUCAGCAAAUACACUUUCAAAUUCAGCAGUCCCCCGGUAUGCAGGCCGUUGCCACAUCCUCUCAGCCACAGCAACAAACCGUGGCUAUCAGUCAGGUGCAAAGCUUGGCCCAACAGCUCUCUACCGGUAAAUUGCAGCUGGCGAAUGUCAAUGGACAGCAGGUGCUGCUGCGACCGAUCAGCAACAAUCAGGCACAGGUUGUUGCACAUAUUAAGGCUCAACCGAACGGCACGUCACAAAUUAUUCCUGUCGCUAACUUAACCGACCCUGCCCAGGCACAGCAGCAGCAACUACAACAACAGUUGCAGCAGCAGCAGCAGCAACAACAACAACAACAACAGCAGCAACAGCAACAGCAACCACAAUUGAUACAGCAGCAGAUUAUACAACCAGCCGUUCAACAAGUAAUGCAAGCAACAACAGACAUGAAUAGUGUUGUUUUGCAACAGCAGCAGCAACAACAACAAAUUAGCAAUUCCGUGGAACAAUCACUGUUACAAGGGCAGCCCCCAGGAACGGUAAUUAAAUGUGUUACGGCACAGGUGGUUCAUACUGGCCAAGGACCCAGAAUCGUUUUACAAGGACUGCAGGGCAGCGAUUUUACACCUCAACAAACUGCACUAGUACAACAGCAGGUCAAACAACAAUUGCUAAGAGUGCAAGAAUCAAACGGGCGGCAAGGUGGUAUGAUUGGUCCAACAAAAAUCUACCUAGCCAUUCAACCAGCCCAGAACGCGGUAGCGAACGCCGGUGUAGUAGCAAGCCAGCCACCACCAUUGACGCCGGUGCAAAUAAAGCACGAGUCGGGAUCAGGAACACCGAUACAGAUACACCAUCAAGAAAACACCACGGAGACGGUUGCCGUAAUGGCUGCAACAGAGGACACUACGGGCAAUAAUACUACGAUACCUGCUGUUCCGAUCAUUGCCGGAACUAACACCAAUAGUUCGGUCGUCGAUGACGGGAAACCUCGCAUCCUUUCGAACAUCAUCAUCAACGGUGCCAAUAACAAUGCGACCGGAAUAAACCCCCUGGUCAAGAAGGAGCUGAUCCAGAAAGUGAGCAACAAUCUGAACAAACAGCAGCAGCAGCAGCAGCAGAAAAUACAGCAACAGAACGUACAGAUAGCAGAGGCUGAGUCGUCCGAUGAUACGGCCGCGCGGCUCUUGAAGGAUGUGGCAAACGAUGGAAAGGAGCUGGAAGGAGACGAAGGCAACGAAGGGAAGAAUUCGUUCGUCGUGACACCGGAUUACAUUCAGCAGUUGAUAAACAAUGCCCGCAAGCAAGGAAAUACUCCAGAAAUAGAGGAAAAGCUACUGAACUUACAGCGCUACCACGAAAAGAACGCUAAACCUGAAGAUCGUCCCGAUCGUACAAUUGCACUGCAGCACAACUACAGCAACAUGACCGGGAACCGUAGCGAGUCGCACAGUAACACCAGCCGUACGCGCAAGCGUACGAAUCCACGUGUCGAUGAUGAUGACGAUGAAUGGCAGAUGGACACACCGAAGCGCUCGCGUCCAACAAAAACCACCUCGGCCGCCGGUGGAAGCGGUGGCAACAUAUCGUUCAGUCCGGGAUCAAGCAGCCGGGAGCGUAAACUUUCCAACAAUGAAAAUCAUGGCAGUUCGCCGAGCAAAAGACGCACAGCGGCGACAACGAACCGUCAGACGCACGAAUCACCAACCGCCGCAACGACGGUUCUGUCGUCUGCGGAUGUAAAACCCGAUUCAGCUUUGUCGACUGGGCGGAACAGGAAUGCGGACAAGCGGAAACAAAACACGGUGACCGGUGAUGGUUCUUCGGGUGGCAAUGUGGCCAUUAGUUCCCUGGGCACUGCUCAUUCGCCGCAGCAACAAAGCCCACAGCAGAGGCAGUAUAAAUUGCAGGCACAAUUGAAUCGUCACAAGGAACAGUUAAAGAAAGACAUUCUCAAGAAACGAUCUCAUCUCGAAAAGGAAUUGCAGGUACAGAUACAAAAGGAACUCUCCGUCGAGCUGCAGUCGGCUUCUGGCACCACAAAUGUCCGGGCGGCAUCAGCGGCAGGUGGAGGAGUGGUGUUGGCAGCGGAAGCUGGUACGACCGCAUCUCUCCAACAGGCGCAGCAGCAGCAGCAGCAGCAACAACAACGGAACAGUUCGCUACAAUCAUCACCAACAUUCGAGUCGAUCGUGUCCAAUGCGGACGAUCAUGGGGAAAAUGAACAGCUGGUGCCGCCCGGUCGUGGUAGCUCGAAGCAAGCGACGGAUAAGAGUUCCUCAACAUCAACCACAGCCACCACAAGCCGUAGAAGAACGGUCGCUGGAGCAAAUGCGGCAAAAGAGCAGCAAUCCAACACACCAGCCCCUGGCAAUAGCAAACGGGGUCAAAAACAUGCCACACCAGCAGGUGCAAAAUCUGGAAACACCCGAUCGGCGGGAGGCCGUGGUUCGGGUCAAGCGAAAAGAAAUGCGAAAAAGAAUAAUAAAGCUCAAACACAUUGCAUCUGUCAGACGCCGUAUGAUGAUUCAAAGUUCUAUGUCGGUUGCGAUCUGUGUAAUAAUUGGUUCCAUGGGGAUUGUGUCGGUAUCAGCGAGGAAGAGUCGAAGCGAAUCACAGAAUAUAUCUGCAGUGAAUGUAAGCACGCUAGGGACACCCAGGAGCUGUACUGUCUCUGCCGACAGCCAUAUGACGAAUCUCAGUUUUACAUUUGCUGUGAUAAGUGCCAGGAUUGGUUCCACGGACGCUGCGUUGGAAUACUGCAGUGCGAGGCAAACAACAUCGAUGAGUACAGUUGUCCAAACUGUCAGAUGAACAAUGCAAUUAAUUUUGCCAACAUGAAGACGCUAAGCAUGAGGGAGUUUGAGAAUCUGAAGAAACUGAUCAAACAAAUUCAGCAACAUAAAAGCGCUUGGCCAUUUAUGGAGCCGGUCGAUCCGAACGAGGCACCGGAUUAUUAUCGUGUGAUAAAAGAACCAAUGGAUCUGCAAAAGAUUGAAACAAAGAUCGACAACAAAAUCUAUCAAACACUGUCCGAGUUCAUCGGCGACAUGACGAAGAUAUUCGACAACUGUCGGUACUACAACCCGAAGGAGUCGCCAUUUUUCCGCUGUGCCGAAAGUCUCGAAUCAUUCUUCGUGCAAAAGAUCAAAUACUUCCGCGAGCAUCUCAUCGAUCGUAACGAUGAGUUAGUGGGUGCCGGCGGUGCACUCCCUCCAGCUGCUGCUGCUGCUGCAGCACCGGGAACGUCUGCUGUGACCGCAACAGCGUAGUCUCGUCCCUCCAUUCUGUACAACUAUCUACAGAAUGGUUAGCUGUUGCCGUGCAGACCGGGGUGCGAUAGUGUAUAGGUUUAAACAUAAUUUAAACCCAUUUUAAAUUAUUUCUCCCGGGGUAUUAGACAACGUUACAACCUGUUCUAUGUAACCUGAUCCUGGACAAAAGAAUGGAUGAGUCAUAUUAAUAUUAUCCAACGUAGAAUACAUUUAAUUUAACCAAACCCCACGAGAUUUUAAAACAACGAUAUCAGUCUGUUAAUAAGCAAAACUGGGUUCAGAUGUGUGGGGAAGAGGGCAUGGGCCGGUUCCCAAAAAUAGACUCGUCGGGGUGUAAAAGGCAUGAGGUUUAAAUUUUCUGAGUGGACAGAGCCGCCCCUAACGACACGAACAUUUCACUUUUGUCCAGUAUACAUACACGUGUAUAGUUUUUCCACCGAUUUCUUUGAGAUGCAUAUUUUAAUGUAAAUAUGUCGAAUUAAGUCCACGAUGGCAAGGGAUUACGCAUGAUAACUAAAAAGAUUAUAAGAAAGUUCAAUGCAUGCGUGUGUAUAGGUGAUAAAAUUUAAGCGCACAAUUUAUGGUUCCAUUCGAUAAUGAUUAAAUACCGCCAGCUGCUAUAGAAGGUAGAUGUUUACCUAUAUUUACUUUAGAUUUAUUCCUUUCUCAUUUAUUUUUAACCAGUUGUAGCAGUAGAGGAAAAUAGCCGAAAGAACGAAUAUCCAUUAAAAAGUAACAUUUUUACUGUGGAUGUAUCAAAACACAAAUCACAAACACACACACUUGUUUAUGGCCUGCGGAUUGCGUGGAAAAAAAAACACGUGCAUACUUUGAACUUGUAAAAAAGGUAUAGUUGCAUAGUAUUAUUCUUCUUACACAACCUGUAUCAUUUAUUGGAGAAAUCGUGAAUUUUUGUUACUUUAGGAAUGGCAAAUGUAGAACCUAGAUUAAAAUAAGCUGUACACGCGCGCAACGGCGCCGGCGAAAGAGGCCCCUAUGAUAUAUUGAACUUGCAAAUAAAUGUAAGAAUCUGGACAGGAUUUUUAA
Molecule: messenger RNA, 10989 nt
Organism: Anopheles moucheti
Lineage: Eukaryota; Metazoa; Arthropoda; Insecta; Diptera; Culicidae
Gene: E(bx)
Product: nucleosome-remodeling factor subunit NURF301
Exons: 16
Coding region: 283-9939 (3218 amino acids)
Biological process (GO): regulation of transcription by RNA polymerase II
Cellular component (GO): NURF complex
Molecular function (GO): RNA polymerase II cis-regulatory region sequence-specific DNA binding
Source: RefSeq, a predicted model, not a curated record